AUGUAUCGAGUUCGAAUAAAAACUCCUCAAAAUGUUGUUUUCCAGAAUCACUUUGCCGGUCAGGCUCUGGAGUUACGCCAUACCCCAGAAAAUCCUUACACAAGUGCCUCAGUGUCUGAGAAGAAACUUGAUUCUACGGUUACUUCCGGGACGUUGCGCCUUGUAAUGGAAUUUCGACGGAAAAAGAAAAAGCCGGAAGUAAUAGAAACCAAUUGUUUAGGCUUAGUAAACAUUUUGUACACCUUCGAUACAAUGUGUGACUUUCAAUAUCUUCCAUUGAAAAAGCGUCAGGAAGGUGAAGGAUUUGAUGACCUCAUACCACGACUUAUUCCAAGAGACCUUCCAAGUGCACUCUGCUGGUAUGUUUCUGUAGCCUCGUUGGAACAAAGGACAUGGUGGGACCGCCCCGAUGAGUAUCCUGGCUAUACACCUUUAUUUUUGCCGCCGUAUCAAUUCAGUCGCUACAAUACCCCGUCCACAAAGAUGUUGUGCCGUGAAUCUGACUUCACAAUGGACAAAAUCCGGAAGAGAACAGGACAUGGUCAAAAUCUGCGUCUGGAACGAAAGGCGUUGUCAGUGACCGUGCAGGCUAACGAUCCAUUCCCUACUGCCCCGUCUGAGGAAGCUGUUCUCGAUGCAGAUUUCAGGUGUAAAAAUGAAGAGCCGCAUAGAAUGUUGGCUGCACUGUUUCGAGAGCGUCCCAUGUGGACUAGAAAUGCUAUCGCUUACAAAACAGGUCUGGAGGAUAACCUGCUCAAGACUUUACUGCAGAAGUAUGCAUUUUAUAUCCAGUCUGGUCCAUGGGGAAGACUUUGGUGCAGGUUUGGAUACGAUCCACGUACUGAUCCAGAGUCGAUGCUGUAUCAAACCCUGAUGGUUUCGUUCCGACAACAUACAAGAAUACCUGAACGACAACGGCUCAAGGUGUCGCUAGACAGAAGCGUUCCAUCUGAGGCUAGCAGCAUGCCAGUCCAUUUCACCUACCAACCAGGUACCCGUGCUCGAAGUCGUCUUCCGAGAGUACGACAAAUGUGGUACAGUCUUUGCGAUAUCAAACUGCCGUUUGCUGAGGCGCUACUCAAGCAAGAUCAUAGUAAAUCAUCCGAACCAGAAGCGUAUGGUUGGAUACAUGCAGAUCUACUGGAAGAAUUACGUGAACUGAUCAAGGAAGAUGUUCGGAAAACAAGCGAAGACAUGGAUGCUGAUGAGGAUAUGGAGCCUACUGAUGAUUUCUGA
Messenger RNA from Haemonchus placei, 1236 nucleotides. NCBI's taxonomy places the organism in Eukaryota, Metazoa, Nematoda, Chromadorea, Rhabditida, Trichostrongylidae. The record is from the annotation of a GenBank genome assembly.